Messenger RNA from Myotis daubentonii (Daubenton's bat), 1995 nucleotides. RefSeq names its product EPM2A interacting protein 1 (gene EPM2AIP1). NCBI's taxonomy places the organism in Eukaryota, Metazoa, Chordata, Mammalia, Chiroptera, Vespertilionidae. Gene Ontology annotation, biological process: positive regulation of glycogen biosynthetic process. The record is from RefSeq and is a predicted model, not a curated record.
CUUUCGGCCAAUCGGAACGCAGAUGCCCUAGCGGGAGCUGGGUGUCGCGCGACUCGGGUGAUCUUGCGCAGAGCGUAGGUGGCGUUUGGCGCUUGCUCCUACUCCGCCAGUCUCUCUGCAGCCUCCGGGAGAUCUGCUCCGCUCUUCUAACCUCCGGCAUCAUGUGGAUGACACCUAAGAGAAGCAAAAUGGAUGUGGAGGAGGCUCGGGGGUUCCGGCCCGAGUGGACCCAGCGUUAUUUGGUGGUGGAGCCGCCCGAGGGCGAAGGGGCCCGCUGCCUGGUCUGCGCCCACCUCGUCGUAUCCGCUAGCGAACGCGACGUCAGGCGCCACUACGAGGCCGAGCACAGGUACUACCAGCGGUAUGUGGAGGAGGGCGAGCGGGAGGCCCUGGUGGAGCGCCUGCGGCAGGGCGACAUUCCCGAGAUGGUCCCGCCCACUCCCGAGGAGAGAGCGGCGCGGGCAGGCCUCGGCAUCGCCCGCCUCUUGGCCCUGAGGGGUCGCGGCGGGGGUGAGGGAGACUUUGUGUACCAGUGCCUGGAGGUGAUGCUGAAUGACGUGCUGCCGGACCACGUAGGCGUCUUGGGUGGCAUUGAUUUAUCCCCAGAGACCAUCCGGCAGAGGGUCCUGAACAUUAACGAGAACCUCCGCAGCCAGCUUUUUAACCGAGCCAAGGACUUUCGAGCCUAUUCCCUGGCCUUGGAUGACCAGGCCUUUGUGGCCUAUGAGAACUACCUCCUGGUUUUUGUCCGCGGCGUGGACGUGGACUUGGAGGUGCAGGAAGAGCUGCUGACCAUUAUCAACCUGACGAAUCACUUCAGUGUUGGUGCUCUCAUGGCGGCAAUCCUUGAGGCCCUGCAGACGGCCGGGCUUAGCCUGCAGCGGAUGGUGGGACUAACCACCACCCACACCCUGCGGAUGAUUGGUGAGAACUCUGGACUGGUGUCGUACAUGCGAGAAAAGGCUGUAAGCCCCAACUGUUGGAAUGUCAUCCAUUACUCGGGAUUCCUUCACUUGGAGCUGUUGAGCUCCUACGAUGUUGAUGUUAAUCAGGUCAUAAGUACCGUAUCGGACUGGAUACUGUUGAUUAAGACAAGAGGCAUCCGGCGACCCGAAUUCCAGGCUUUACUAACUUCAUCGGAGUCAGAGCACGGCGAAAGGGUUAAUGGACGGUGUCUGAACAAUUGGCUGAGAAGAGGGAAGACUUUAAAGCUAAUAUUUUCAUUAAGGAGAGAGAUCGAAGCGUUCUUGGCUUCGGUGGGGGCGACAACAGCCCAUUUCUCAGACCCAGAGUGGCUUUGUGAUUUUGGCUUCUUGGUGGAUAUUAUGAACCACCUCCGAGACCUCAGUGAACUACUGCGAUUCAAUAGAGUCUUUGCUGCUACUGCAUUUGACCAUAUUUGUAGCUUUGAUGCUAAGCUGAAUUUACUGCACAGACAUAUUGAGGAAAAAAAUCUCACACACUUUGCUGCCUUGAGAGAAGUCGUUGAUGAGCUUAAGCAGCAUAUUAAAGAAGAAGACAAAAUUCUUGAUCCGGGUAGGUACAAAGUGGUGAUCUGCCGCCUGCAAAAAGAAUUUGAUCGACAUUUCAAGGACCUCAAGUUCAUUAAAAAGGACUUAGAACUCUUUGCAAAUCCAUUUAACUUUAAAGCCGAGCAUGCACCUAUUGCAGUAAGGAUGGAGCUAACAAAACUUCAAGCAAAUUCUGACCUUUGGGAGGAAUACAGAAACAAAGACCUGGGACAGUUCUAUGCUGGAUUGUCUGCUGAAACUUACCCGAUUAUCAAAGGGGUUGCCUAUAAGGUGGCAUCCUUGUUUGAUAGCAGUGAAAUCUGCGAAAAGGCUUUUUCGUAUUUGGUUAGAAACCAGCACACUUUGAGCCAGCCGUUAACAGAUGAGCAUCUCCACGCCCUGUUUAGGAUCGCCACAACUGAAAUCGAGCCACACUGGGAUGCCCUUGUGAGAGCAAGAAAUCCUCCUAAUCCAUAAGCUUUUG